GGAGCUGCAGCUUCCGUCGAAAGAAAUGUCUUCAGAGUUCGAUAAGUUUAACGAGUGCUUGAAGGCGUCCUUCUGGAAGAAUGUGAAAAACAACCGUGCCGAGCGGAAAGCGAACGGCACCGCAUUAAAAGUGGAGCCAAAACCCGAAACGAAAAAUGAAUCCGAACAGGGGAAGGAAACGGUGGUGGUACAGCAGCAGCAGCAGCUGCAGCUGCCUCAGCCCCAACCACAGCCACAAAUGCAGCAACAGCAGAUCCGACCCACGCCCGUAGUUUACAGUACAAAGUGUGAAUCGACGGUUAAUGCAUCGCUGCAGGAGCUGCUAGAGAAAGAUCCGAAAUGUGAUGAAUAUGAUGACUAUAUACCUCCCCCGGCCCCGAAAACGCCCCCCAUCGAGGACUAUGAUGACAUGAUGCCGCGACCCCAGACGCCCAUGGAAAUUCCCAACAUGGACGAUGUUGUGGAAAUUUCCGACUCUCCCGAACGGAGCGGGCGGCGAGCGGUGAUGGACAAAUCGUGCUCGAAAGAAAACAAAGCGGACGAGUUGCUGCAGGAAAAGCUGUGGCAAUAUUUUGGCCAUCGUGAUUUUAAAAGCCAGCUGCAAAAAGAAGCCAUCGAAACCAUCAUCGCAAGAACGCGAGAUGUAUAUGUUUCCAUGCCUACCGGAGCCGGGAAAUCGCUCUGUUUCCAGCUGCCAGGUGUAAUGCAGGACAACAAGGUAACGAUAGUAUUCUCCCCACUGCUAGCACUGAUCAAGGAUCAGCUAGACACACUAGCUCGUAUUAAGAUACCGGCCGAUUCGAUCAACUCCAAGAUGAGUACUCGGGACCGGGAACGGGUCAUCAAUGAUCUGAAGAGCGUCAAAACUGAUAUACGUUUUCUGUAUAUCACGCCCGAGCAAGCAAAUACUGCCACGUUCAAGGACAUUAUGCAGCAUCUGGUAAAGUUCCGGAAGGUUGCGUACGUGGUGGUGGACGAGGCGCACUGCGUGAGCGAAUGGGGCCACGACUUUCGGCCUGACUAUUUGAAGCUCGGCAAUCUGCGGGCGGAGUAUCCAUCCGUGCCGUGGAUCGCGCUAACGGCAACCGCUUCCAAGCACGUUGUGGAAGACAUUUUUCGUAAUCUGCGCCUGAAGGAACCGGUGGUCAAGUUCAAAACUCCCUGUUUCCGGCACAAUCUCUACUAUGACGUAGUAUUCAAAAACUCCAUCCAAGACGAUUUCCUGCAUUUGAAGGACUACAUCGAAAGCAUCCUUGGGAAGCAGGAUGAAGUUAAACCGAGCAAACGUGCUUGUGGUAUUAUAUACUGUCGGACACGCGAAAAUACCGAGCGUGUGGCAAUAAACCUUACCAAGCUCGGUUUACGUACCGUUCCCUACCAUGCGGGUUUGAAACAAUCCGAGCGCGACCAAGUCCAGGAAGACUGGAUGGAAGGGAAGUACGUUGCCAUUGCCGCUACCAUCAGCUUCGGUAUGGGCGUGGACAAAGGGUCGGUCCGGUUCGUUAUUCACUGGGACAACCCACAAAACGUGGCCGCGUACUACCAAGAAUCGGGCCGAGCUGGUCGCGAUGGCAAAAAGUCAUUCUGUCGCAUUUAUCACUGCCGCGAAGAGUGUAAAUCGAUCGAGUUUCUACUCCGGCAGGAUCUACAAAAGUGCAAAGACUCGCCCAAGGAGGAAAGUGCCAAGCAGGCUGUGAAAAAUUUCGAAAAAAUGGUUGAAUUUUGUGAAAGUGCCCGGUGCCGCCACCGGUUGUUUACCGACUACUUCGGGGACGAUCCGCCCGACUGUCGGAACAUGUGCGACGUGUGUACCAAUCCGAAAAAGGUGCAGAAAGCGAUCGACUACUUCCAGCAGCUCGCUUACACGGGCAAGCUGAAAACGAUGACGGCCUACGAUGAAGAUCCGUCCGAUAUGUAUGGCGGUGGUCGCAAGGGUUACGAGAACGAUUACUACGAUGGAUGCAGCAGUAGCUACAGUGAUGGACGCGAAAAGCGCAAACAGAGUGAAUCGGCUCUGCUGAUCCAGAAACAGUUUAUGCUCCGUAAGGCGGCCGCCGCCAAGGACAUGAGCAUGCAGCGAUCGGCCACGAUCGGACGGGUAAAGUUUGCCAUGCAAACGCCGGUCAAGGUGAGCGGACUGACGAUUGCCACGCGCGAAACAUACGUUACCUCGUUGGCGGAUUUGAUGAAGAAAAAUGUGGAACUAUGCAAAGGGAUAGACGAGCCGGACUACAGCCUAGUGUACAAAGACUUUGAAGAUAUUGCUGUCGAAAUGGAGUAUGAAUCGUUCACGAAAAGCACCGUCAAAAGUUUGUACCACCGAGCGAUUGUAAAGCAGGUAACGUCGCUAAAGUCGGCUAUCGCUGAGAAACUCUUGCAUCCCCGGGUAAAGGAGUACUGUCCGAAGCAUCGGGCCAGUAUGGGUGGCGAUUAUCGGACGAUCGAGGCUGAUCUGAAGCGCAAGUACGGUGAUAGCAUUGUGGAAGAGAUACGCUCGGAUGGGCACGACAAGAAGCACGACAAAAAUCACCAUCAUCAUCACCAUCACCGAACGGAGCGUAAUGGAGAUCGUAAGCGAAGCUCGAAAUUUGGCUCGAAAACAGGAUCCUCCCGGGACCGAGACGGUCUUAACCAGUCGUCGAUCAGUUCCUACUUUAGUGCGAAAAGCAGCGCACCAUCGUCGUCUACAGCGCCGCCACCACCAAGUAAUUCGGGCCUGAUGACGAUCGAAGACGGGGACAUGUGGGAUGACGAUCAGAUGAAGGAAGGUGGUCGAUCGAGCAAUUCGAAGCUGGUUCCACCGGAACCGACCACGCUGCCGUUGAUUCGUUCACCACAAUCACCACCCGGUUCGCCGAUAUCGCCAAGAUCUCCCAGAUCACCCAGAUCACCCAGAUCACCCAGAUCUCCCAGAUCACCCCGAUCGCCACGUUCGCCACGCUCGCCACGGUCACCAACGUCACCAAGAUCGCCUCGUUCACCGUCCGUCGAGUACGUUUCGAACGAUCAGUACCAGGAGGUGGCAAAAGGGCACGGCGAACGACACCGACGAUCGACAUCCCAUUCGCGAACGGCAUCAAAAGAUCGUACCUAUCGCGACCGGUCCCGGUCCGGUUCGAGAGGAUAUUCGAGUGAACGUUCGCGCAAUAAGCAGAAAUCGUCCUCCUCCUACAAACGUUCGCGUGAAAGUAGUCGAUCGUACUCGCGGGAACGAUCCUACUCCUACCGUUCGGGAAGUUCCCGGUCGAGGGAUUGGGAGGAGGACGAAGUUGCGAGGCGUCGCAAGCGUAAGUAUGAGGAGGAAGAGUACGAUCGAGAAUACGACCGUGUGCCGACAAAGUCGAGAGUUUACGAGGAUGAAUACGAAACCAACAACAAGCAGCAGCCGCAUCAUCAUCCCACCCGGAGGCCUCCAUCGCCCGAGGAGGAGUUUAGUUAUGCUGCUCCGAAGAAGCGAAUAUCGCACUACGCUGAAAACAGUGGUCCGGCUACAACCGUCGGAGGAGGAGGGUACGGUAAGGGGUCGGCUUAUGGUGGGUCCGCCGGUGGUGGUUCGUCUUCCGGGUACAACAGUUACGCGGGUGGGGCUGGUGGUGGAGGCGCCGGUUCCUCACAAAUGCUAAACAAUGAAGAUAUGUGGGAUGAUGAUCCGGAACCAUCGUCGUCGAACAGUAUGCGAUCGAAGGAUCAACCGCCGUCACCGCCCGCUUCACCUCCACCACCUUCCUCACCACCACCACCGUCUUCACCCCCUCCAAUGUCACCGUCACCGGAGCCGGAAUACAUGCGCACCACCACCAAGUACGUCCCUUCGUCGCCCCCCAAGCAUCAUCGGCCACCGUCACCCGCCUCACCACCACCACAAACACUCAUACAUCACGACCGGCGUACGUACGAUCACCGUUCACCGUACGACAGUGCGCUCGAUCCACGCUUGGCGGCCACACCGAAAAGUCCUCCCUACACCCAAAAACCGUCCGGUUCGGGUUCGGUAGGGUUUACGACGGCUGCCCAGCUGCACCUAGCGAACACGCUAGCAAACAAAGCAUCCUUACCAGUGAGUACGAUUCAGGCCGGUGUCGGUGGUGCUGGUGGCAGCACAAUGGCCGGUGGUACGAUUGGAUUAGGCGGCAAAGCAUCAUCCAUGAGCACAGUUACCACCACAAACAACGUGACGGUGGUGGUGGCGGCCGGUCCUUCUAGUGGUGGCACUUCCUCCAACAGUAACGCUCAACAGCUGAUGGCGAAUGCAUCGGGCCACACACCGGGCGGUGCACCAGAUUCGGCCGGAUCAACCCCUUCCGGUUCGCAGCUGGCCGAGAUGGAGAAAAAGAAGAAGAAUUUGGCCAGCUGCGUCAUACACUACCUGAUGCCGUACUACCGAGAUCAGAAGAUCGAAACGAAGGAACUGUUCAAAGGGCUGGCGAGAAAAAUUUCGCACAAAUUCUACGAAGCCGAUGUUACUGCGGAACGGAAGGUGAAGAAGUACAUCGACGAUAUGAUGGCCCACAAGGGCAUUAUCUCGAGCGAAGCCGAUUUUCCCAAAUAGAAACGACGCAAGGCGCGCUCGCGCGCAUACAAAUCACGGUCGUAUCGGCGACGUUCGCGCUGACACGC
Anopheles maculipalpis is the source of this 4617-nucleotide messenger RNA. It is a transcript of the gene RecQ5, whose product is annotated as ATP-dependent DNA helicase Q5. Bases 26 to 4549 code for a protein of 1507 amino acids. Gene Ontology annotation, biological process: double-strand break repair via homologous recombination. Gene Ontology annotation, cellular component: chromosome; cytoplasm. Gene Ontology annotation, molecular function: ATP binding; 3'-5' DNA helicase activity; four-way junction helicase activity. The record is from RefSeq and is a predicted model, not a curated record. The transcript is spliced from 5 exons. Lineage: Eukaryota; Metazoa; Arthropoda; Insecta; Diptera; Culicidae.